UCAUUGGCAAUCUCCCUACUCAUCUCUGUUAUACUUAUUAAAUUUUUUUGUCAAAACAUUUUAAUGUUGGCCACGUGCUUAGUACGCCGCCAUCUAUGCGGUCGAUACGAGCAAUUUUGUUAGUGCCCCAAUAUAUUAGAGUAUUUCUACAGAAAAUUAAAUCAGUGCAAAAUAUUGUCUUAACAUUUCCAAAAUUUCUUGACUUGCUUUUUGAUAACAUGUCAGGAACAGUAAACAAUAUUUUAACUAAUAGAAACCGAGACUGCAUAGCUUGUAGACUUAUAAGCGGUGCUGGCUUGAUUGGUGCUGGAAUUUACGUUUCUCAUCAUAGAAAAAAGUUUAAUAAAACUAUUGGCAAAUCAAUCAUGUUUUCCAUCGCAUGCGGGUUGAUGGCUCUUGGCUCUGCAAGAAUAUUGAAUUUACCUCCAUUUCAAGAUCAAUUUGGAUAAAUAAAAAUUUUCAUAUGUAAAAA
Cephus cinctus (wheat stem sawfly) is the source of this 472-nucleotide messenger RNA. RefSeq lists its product as uncharacterized. The record is from RefSeq and is a predicted model, not a curated record. Bases 96 to 449 code for a protein of 117 amino acids. Lineage: Eukaryota; Metazoa; Arthropoda; Insecta; Hymenoptera; Cephidae. The transcript is spliced from 2 exons.